This is a messenger RNA of Paramormyrops kingsleyae, 15554 nucleotides long. It is a transcript of the gene sacs, whose product is annotated as sacsin molecular chaperone. Gene Ontology annotation, molecular function: Hsp70 protein binding. The record is from RefSeq and is a predicted model, not a curated record. Lineage: Eukaryota; Metazoa; Chordata; Actinopteri; Osteoglossiformes; Mormyridae.
AUAAACUAACUGAAGACGUUUUCCUGUUUAUCUCGUGCUACUAUAAAAUACAAUAAAAAAAGAAUAGCAGGCCUGUUCUUAUUGCAGUGGAUCAGUGUUGCACACGAGGCUGCGGGGAACCUGCCUCGCAUUUGGAAAAAGCGGUAUUCUUAUAAAGGAGACAAUGAAGAAAAUAUCUGGGACCUACGGAAGACCUGAGUAACUGAACAAGGUGGAUAGGGUGGCGAGAUCCAUGACUGCAGUGAUUCAGUUUGGGGCAGACAUAAGAGAAAUAAUGAGGUUAAACAAGAGCCGUUAGACGGACACCAACAUGGGAUGAUAUUCAGCCACAGGAUAAACAGCGAAAAGUGUCCUGUAGAAACUAACGGUCCGCAGGGUGUAAUAGACUGAUACAUAUAUAUAUAUAUAUAUAUUUACGGGUGGAGUUGAAUGAUACGGUCUAUGCAGAAGAAAGAAGCCGAAUGAAUGUAAACCCGGAUUGCAUAGCGGGGAGAAAGAUCGAGGAUCAUGGCAGGCGAUCAGAAACCAAGGUUGCCGCGGGUGACUGUCCUUCACGAGUACAUUGGACACAGAGUCUUUCUGGUUUCUCCCGGUACGACUGUCAGAGACGUCAAACAGCUCAUUUAUGAGGAGGCAGACGUACCCGUUGCAGAGCAGCUGCUCUUCCAUCACGGGAAAGCGCUGCGUGACGGGGAGCAGAUGGAGGCCCUUCUGCCAGCUGGAAGCCAUGAGAUAUUCAUGACCCUGCAAGGAAGGGGUCUCCGAGGGGGAGGGAGAUUUGGCCAAACGACGCCCCCCUUGGUGGAGUUUCUGAAAGAUAUCCUGCGGCGGUAUCCUGAAGGGGGACAGAUUCUAAAAGAACUCAUCCAGAAUGCAGAAGAUGCCGGAGCUACAGAGGUCAAGUUUAUGUAUGAUGAGACCGAAUAUGGGCGUGAGUCACUUUGGUCCGAAGCCAUGGCACAACAUCAAGGGACAGCUUUGUAUGUAUACAAUAAUGCUGUUUUCACGACUGAGGACUGGAAUGGCAUUCAGGAGAUUGCCAGGAGCAGAAAGAGAGAUGAUCCCCUUAAAGUUGGUAGAUUUGGAAUUGGAUUCAAUUCUGUGUACCAUAUAACAGAUGUCCCUAGUAUUUUCAGUGGCGAUCAAAUCGGCAUGCUGGAUCCACAUCAAACCCUGUUUGGACCCCACGAGUCUGGACAAUGCUGGAACUUAAAAUCAGACCUCAAAGAAAUUACAGAGCUUUCCGACCAGUUCGCACCCUACAUUGGGUUAUUUGGGACUUCGAAAAAUACUGUCAAGGAUGGGAGCUUCCCUGGGACGCUCUUCCGCUUUCCACUCCGUGUGAAGCCCUCCCAGCUCAGCAGCAACAUCUACAACAAGGAGAAGGUUCUGGAACUCUUUGAGUCCUUCAAGGCGGAUGCUGACACGGUGCUGCUUUUCCUGAAAAGCGUGCAGGAGGUAUCCCUGCACGUGCGUGAGUCAGACGGCACGGAACGGGUCCUCUUCCGGGUGACCGCCAGCGAGAAUGCCGACCUGAAGAUGGAACGGCCCAACUCACUCAAGUCUCUUGCGCUGGGCAUUGACAGCUACAGCAAUGGCGUACCGUGUGACACGGUGACAUGCGCCACCUACCAGGUGAACAUCGAGACACAGGAUGAAACCACAAAGGAGACACAGAGGACCACCUGGCUUGUUUGCAAUGGAGUGGGGGGUCGUGGGAUGUGCUGUGAGCUCGACUCACUAGCCGAUGACCUGAAGUUUAUUCCAACUAUUGGCAUUGCCCUACCGCUGACCCUGAUUGACGUGGAUAAGGGGGCUACGUCAGGAUUCUCGGGGAGGGCCUUUUGUUUCCUCCCGCUGCCGCCUGGAGAGGAGAGCAUGACAGGAUUGCCGGUUCAUAUCAGUGGAUUUUUCGGCCUGACCGACAACCGGCGGAGCAUCAAGUGGAGGGAGGUGGACCAGUGGAGGGACCCUGCGGCGCUGUGGAAUGAGCUCCUCAUUGUCACCGUCAUCCCCAGAGCCUACUUCACGCUUAUCAUGGAAGCCAUUAAGCGUGUUCAGGCUAAGGAAGAUCAGGAGUUCCCCCUUUCAACCAGGGGAACCUACGGGGCCUGGCCAGACCCCGGUAAGAUCCGGCCACGCUGGAGGCCCAUCCUUGAACCUCUCUUCCAGGACCUGCUUCAGCAGCCAGUCAUUUACUCCCUGAGUGACGUCUGGAUGACAGUAGAUGAUGUUGUGUUCUCUGAGCUGGAUGAGGGUGAGAAGAGCACGGAGGUUAUCAUUGGCUACCUCCAGAGCUCAGGGGUUCAGGUGGCCAGAGUUCCAGCAGCUAUGGACAUCGUGUUAACGGGGUAUAUCACUGCACCCAGAGAUGUGAAAAAAGUGACCCCUGCUUUGGUACGCCAAGUGCUGCGGAAGGCCAAGCACAAGGGGUCCUCCCAGGAGAAACUCGUCCUUCUGGAAUUUGUCCUCAGCGAUGCCUGUUACAAUGAUCUUAUUGGCCUGGAACUGCUUCCUCUGCAGAAUGACACGUUUAUCGCCUUUUCCUCAUCGGUGAAUGACAAGGACGCAGUGUAUAUAACAAGCGAGGACUUUCCCAGGUCCCUGUACCCUGGACUUGAGGGACGGUUUGUACUUGAAAGCAUAAAACCAUCUGUGUUGACGAGCCUAAAGGAUGCUUCCAAAAGCAGAGUGCAGCGGUUGUUCUGGGGCUAUUCGGGAAGACCAUGUACCCAGGUGCAAGAACUUACACCAGAGCGAUCUGCUCGUCUUAUCAAGGAGAUUCUCAUGACUGUAUGGCCCUCUAGAGAUUUUAGUGUUGAGUGGAACCCGGGGAAUCGAGAGAAGAAACAUCCUGUCCUUCCCUGGUUAAAGAUGGUGUGGAAACAUCUUUACAUCAACUUUCCCGACGACCUUAGUAUUUUGGAAGAGAUGCCUUUGAUUCCGAUUGUACCACUGGAGGACAACAUGGUCUCUGUAGAGCUCCUACGCCUCAAAACUCCUUCCCCUAUCAUUCUUGUAGAUGAGGAAGAGGCUCCGAUUUCAGAGAGCCUGCAAGAGAUCAUGAAAAAGCUGGGUGGAGUCGUUAUGAAAAAGGUUGAUCCGUGUUUGCAACACCCCCUUCUAAAAAACUAUAUCCACCAGUCAUGUCCCAGCUUGUUACUCCAAAUAAUGGAUAGAUCCUCAACACAGAAGUUGGCCAGCCAAGUUUCAUCUUUCACUGACAAGCAGAAGGUUGCACUAAGAAGCUUCUUAGCUGGCUUAUCAGAUGUUACAGAGAAAGAAAAACGUAUUCUUCAGGACCUUGCAAUCUUUGAAAAAAUAGGGCCCUGUACUGCGAAAGGCACACCAAUGUUCAUAGCAUUAAGGGGAGCCAAAGCUUUGCAUCACAAGGCCAAAGUUCCAUCAGAUGUCCAGUUGUCCUUCAGUGUGAUUGACAGUAGUGAUGAGGCCACCAUCCGUCUGAUAAAAAUGCUGAAUAUUGAGCAGCUGAAAAGUGCAGAGUGUUCAAAGGUGAUUGUUCAAGACAUUGAGAAGGGGUUUUACUCCAAAGAAGAAGUUGCCCAAAUUAUGCUCUGGGUGCUCAAGCAUUUGUUGUUUUUGAAAAAUGAGGAUCCUUCGGUAAUUCAUUGCCUUUCCUCUCUGAAGUUCAUUUAUGCUAAUGAAGAACAGCCUGUUUCAGCCACAGACCUCUUUGAUCCAGAGCUUGAAAUUUUACAGGACCUUUUUUACAUGGAAGAGAAGACUAGGUUUCCUCCAAGUACAUAUACUUCAUCCCCUGAUAUCCUCCAUUCUCUUAGACAAUUGGGACUUAAAAAUGAAGUUCAGCUCACUGAAAAAGACGUGAUCCAAAUAGCACAUAGAAUUGAAGUUUUAUGUAGCAGUAAAGAGCCAGACUGGGAGCCCUUAAUGAAGAAAUCUAAAACAUUGCUAACAAUUCUAAACAAGCAGACCAAGUUAGUAAAGUCUUCAGAAGCUCAGACUUUACUUCAGAAGCUAAAAUGGGUGGCAGUCUGUAAAGAUCGACCCUUAAAUUACCCAAAAUCAUUGGCUUGGAUGGGAGAUUCCUACAACAUUUGUUCAUUUUUGGAGAUGUGUGAUAUAUCUUAUGCUGUUUUGGUAGGUUCCUCAGUUGCUCUUGUGGAGCGUACAUCUGCAGGAAUGAAGAAGGCUCUAAAGUUAUCAACAGACCCUCAGGUAGAUCAAGUUCUGCAACAUUUAAAAGCAGUAAAUGACUGGCACAGGUCUCAAGCAUUUACUACAGAAGACUGGUAUCAGUUUCAGCAGAUACUUUUUGAAAUUUAUGAUUUCAUGCAAGCACAUCUUGAAGAGGCCAGAGAGGCAAUGAAAUCACUGCCAUUUGAUUGGGUCUGGACUGGAAAAACAUUCUCUUCCCCCAGUCAGACAGUCUUAAGACCCAUUCCUGAACUAGAUUUGCAGCCUUACUUGUACUCCUUACCAAAAACUAUGACAAAGUUUCAAGGACUGUUUCAGUAUUGUGGCUCAGUUGAAGAAGUUGUCCCAAGUCACGUGUUUGAGGUGAUCAACACUAUCAGACAAAGGUCUGAAAAGGAAAUGACAAAAGAUGAAAGUAAACACAAUCUUCUUCUUCUGAUAAACAUACUGCGAUGGCUAUACAGCAGCCAGAUUGCUGUAGAUAUUGACAUGUAUGUGCCCAUACUCAACUACAAAGUCCCAAGCAAACUAGCAAUGAAACCAAUACAUGAAUGCAGCUACUGUGACAUCAAAGUUGAUGACCUAAAUGACUUGCUUGAAGACGUGUCAGAACCUAUCAUUUUAGUGCACGAUGACAUUCCAAUGAAGACUGCUGAAUGGCUGAAAGUACCAUGUUUGAGUACAAGACUGAUAAAUCCAGAAAACCUUGGAUUUGAACAAUCAGGCCAGCGAGAACCUCUUACUGUGAGGAUUAAAAACAUUUUAGAGGAGUACCCAUCAGUCUCUGAUAUCUUCAAAGAGCUACUACAGAACGCAGAUGAUGCUAAUGCCACAGAAUGCAGCUUUCUGAUUGACAUGCGGAAAAAUCUUGACAUAAGAGAGAACCUGCUUGACCCUGGCAUGACUGUGAGCCAUGGGCCUUCAUUGUGGUCAUUCAACAACUCUGUCUUCUCAGAUACUGAUUUUCUAAACAUCACCAGACUAGGAGGGUCAAUGAAGAGAUGUGAGGCUGACAAAGUAGGGAAAUUUGGACUUGGCUUUAACUCAGUCUACCAUGUGACUGACAUCCCCAUAAUCAUGAGCAGGGAGUUCAUGAUCAUGUUUGAUCCUAACAUCAACCACAUUAGCAAACAUAUUAGGGACAAAUCAAACCCUGGAAUCAAGAUCAAUUGGAGUAAACAGCAAAAACGAUUAAGGAAGUUUCCAAAUCAGUUCAAACCAUUCCUCAAUGUUUUCAACUGUCAGCUACCUCUUUCCCAAGAGUCACCAUACAAGUAUAAUGGGACUCUAUUUAGACUUCCCUUUAGAACAGAGCAAGAAGCAUCAGUGAGUGAAAUCAGUAGUGUUUAUUACAACACUACAGAUAUUUAUUCACUCGUUGAUGAGUUCAGUAUUUGCGGACAUCGUCUCAUCCUUUUCACACAACAUGUUGGCUCCAUGGUCCUGAAGUACCUGAAAUAUGAAGAACCCAACCCUGCAAGUGCACAAGAUGUUGUCACUAUCAACAAAAGUGUCUGGUCAUCUAAGGCAUCAUAUGGACCUUUAAGCAUCUUAAAAGCAGCAGCAAAAGUCAUGAAAAAGGUCGCAAGCACUAACAGAGUACCUGCUGACAUCCCUAAAUCUGGCAGCAUCAUAAGGAUUGUGGUUGAAGAGUUCCACAAUGUGUUUCGACGUAUCGUUGAUCUCCAUUCACCACUCUUCAGGGGUCCAGAUGAUGAUCCAUCUUCCUACUUUGAGACCGCUGCCAAAGGUGGUCAAAUCAAAAGGCUUGCAGAUGAAAUGCCUCAAAAAGCAGUUGACCUCACUAAUUGGUUGAUUUGUUCAUGUAUGGAUGUGAGCGAAGCCCUCAAAUUCUCACUGAGUGAAAGUGGAAAACGCCUUGGACUUGUCCCAUGUGGGGGUGUUGCAGUAUUGCUUUCAGAGGGCGAGAAUCGAACAUGGACAGUGAAGACGAAUCCUACCCCAAUUGGAGAGAUCUUUUGCUAUUUACCUCUAAGGAUCAAAACAGGAUUACCUGUGCACAUUAAUGGCUGUUUUGCUGUAACAUCAAAUCGUAAAGAAAUCUGGAAAACGGACACAAAAGGAAACUGGAACUCAGUUUUCAUGCGGCACGUGAUUGUCAAAGCAUACUUAGCAGCUCUCAGCAUGAUGCGUUCCAUGGCAGAAAGUGGAGAACUGGUCAAAUACAAUUACUAUGCAGCAUGGCCUGAUCCAAGCCUUGUUCAUGAUGACUUUGCAUUGAUCAGUCAAGGAGUAUACCAGGAAAUAGCUAAGGGUGGUGAGGGUGACCAUGCAAAGUUGUUCUCGGAUGGCAAAAUCUGGGUUUCAAUUAAGUAUGUAAGGUUUCUGGAUGACUCCCUGCUCUGCAGGCCUGACAUUGGUCCUGCUGCCUUCAAAAUAUUCUUAAAAUACCUCCGGAAGAGUGGUUCCCAGGAUCUCUGUGCAGUUGAUUUGCCAGACUGGGUUAAGGAAGGCUUUGAUGACGCUGGCUGCAAGGGUAAGCUUAUGGAGAAUACCUUGACGGAAAAACAGUUCUUCUCAGAUGUGUUUUUCCCACACAUUCAGGACAUUGAUAAAGCACUCCGUGACCCUCUAAUGCUCUAUGUUCUCAAUGAAAAACUGGAUGAAUUUUCAAGCAUCCUAAAAGAAACUCCAUGCAUUCCAUGCUCUGGUCAGUCUCAGCAGCUUGUUCUCCCUUCCCGACUUAUACAUCCAGAUGGGAGAGUAGCUAAGCUGUACAAUAAUGAUGAUGGGAGAUUCCCAGAGGGAACAUCAAAAGACUACUUAAACCCAGUAUGUUUAGUCAAAUUGGUGCAGCUGGGAAUGGUAAAGGAUGAUCUUUCUUGGGAAGACCUCAUUGAACGUGCUGAAUCAGUGGCAAUCCUGAAUGAAAGUGACCACUCAGCGGCAUGUCUGCGAAGCAGUAUAUUGUUGAGUCUGGUUGAUGAAAAACUAAAACUUCGAGACACAAAAUCUAGUGAACACUUGGGAAAGCUUCAAAGCAUUCGCUUCCUUCCAUUUUUGACCAAGCCAGCUGGUUUUUCACUUCCGUGGUAUGGAAACAAUUUUCUGCCUUCAGCUAUGUUUGCUGCCACUGAUCUGUACACUACUGACCACCAGGACACUGUCUGCUUGAUGAAACCAAUCCUCAAUGAGAACUCACCAUCUUUCAAAGGAUGUGGCCCAAUCACAUUAGCUGUAAAAGACUUUCUGGGACUGAUAAAAAAGCCAACAGUUGAACUUGUAAUCAGCCAGCUAAAGGAGCUCUCUAAAUCAUUUGAUGGUGUGACAUUGUAUCAAGAAAACAUAACCAAUGCAUGCUAUAAGUAUCUACAUGAAGAGAUGUUGCAAAAUGAUGCUGGGAAGAAACAAAUUGUAAAACAGCUCGGAACGUUCAACUCCAUCCUUGUGGAAAACACAUAUGUUGAGCCAUCAAAAGUGGCUUUCCACCUGAAUUUUGACUCGGCCCCUCAUUUAUACCAGCUUCCGAAUAAGUACCGAAAUAGCUGCCGUGAGCUUUUUGAGAAUGUAGGGGUUCUGUCAAACUUUACCAUUGAGAAUUUUGCAGCAGUUCUCGAAAUUGUGAAAAAGGAAUGUGGAAGGAAGCCACUGUCAGAGGACAAUUUUCAGCUGUGUCGUAGAAUAAUCAGUGAAGGCAUAUGGAGUUUGAUAAGAGACAAAAAUCAAGAAUACUGUCAAAGCACCUAUGGAGAAAUACUCUUGCCAGAUACCAGUUUAACACUGCAGCCAUCAAAGUCUCUGUGUUACAAUGACUGUCCUUGGAUUAAGGUCAGAGACUCAACAGUGAAAUAUUGCCAUGCUGACAUUCCCAGAGAGGUGGCAGUGAAAUUAGGAGCUGUGCCAAAACGACACAAGGCCUUGGAGAGGUACGCGUCAAACAUAUGCUUCACAACCCUGGGAAGCGAGUUUGGGCAGAAAGAGAAGCUUACGAGCAGGAUUAAAAGUAUCCUCAACGCUUACCCAUCAGAAAAGGAAAUGCUGAAAGAGCUUCUUCAAAAUGCAGAUGAUGCUAAAGCUACAGAAAUUUAUUUCGUGUUUGAUCCAAGGAGCCAUUCCACAGACAGAAUCUUUGAUGACCGAUGGAUUCCCAUGCAGGGACCUUCCCUUUGCGUCUACAAUAAUCAGCCGUUCACCGAAGAUGAUGUGCGAGGAAUACAGAACCUUGGCCGAGGGACAAAGGAAGCCAAUCCAGGAAAAACUGGACAGUAUGGAAUAGGAUUCAACUCGGUUUAUCACAUUACCGACUGCCCCUCUUUCAUUUCAAAUAAUGACAUUCUUUGCAUAUUUGACCCCCAUGCUCGUUACGCUCCAGGUGCAACUUCUGUUAGUCCUGGAAGGAUGUUUAGAGACUUGGACUCUGAUUUUAGGACUCAGUUUUCUGAUGUUUUAAGUUUGUACUUGGGAGCUCACUUCAAGCUGGAACGCUCCACAAUGUUUCGGUUUCCAAUACGCACAACAGACAUGGCCAAGAUCUCGGAGAUCAGCACGGUUCCCGCCUCAGACAGAAUGGUACAAAAUCUGCUUGAUAAGCUGAGAACAGAUGGAGCUGAACUUCUUAUGUUCUUGAAUCACAUGGAGAAAAUUUCCAUCUGUGAAAUAGACAUGAGUACAGGAGACCUAAGAGUUCUGUACUCAGUUACAGCUAAAAUUACUGAUGGAGAUCGUUUAAAGCGAAAGCAGUUUCAUGCAUCUGUUGUAGACAGUGUGCUGAAGAAAAAACAGCUGACUCAAAUCCCUGUCCAGCAGAUAACUUACACAAUGGACAUAGAAGACUCAGAUGGAAAUUUAACAACAUGGCUGGUUUGCAACCGAUCUGGUUUCUCCAAUAUUGAGAAAGUUUCCAAGAGUGUAAUCUCAGCACAUAAGAAUGAGGACAUAACCCUCUUUCCACGUGGUGGGGUAGCUGCGUGUAUCAGCCAUAACUACAAAAAACCACACAGAGCUUUCUGCUUCCUACCUCUUUCAUUAGAAACAGGUCUCCCAUUUCAUGUCAAUGGGCAUUUUGCUUUGGAUUCUGCCAGAAGAAACCUAUGGAGAGAUGACAAUGGUGUUGGCGUCAGAAGUGACUGGAACAACAAUCUAAUGACUACUUUGAUCGCACCUGCAUAUGUGGAACUGCUGAUUCAGCUGAAGAGACGGUUCUUUCCAGGACCAGAUCCCACUAUGACUGUGUUGCAAGGUACACCUAUUCAUGUUGUCAAAGACACUCUCAGGAAGUUUUUGUUCUUCUUUCCUGUCAAUAGGAUUGAAAUUCAACCAGACUGGUAUUGUCUUGUCAAAGCCGUCUACAACUGCAUUCAUGCUGACCUAAAGCGUCUUCUACCUGUUGUAAGGGCCCUGCAUCUUGACAACACAGACAUGCACUCAGCAAUAUACAUCUCCUGGGUUAACACAUCUACUGCAAAUAAGGGCAGAGCAUACUUUGACAACCUUCUUCAAGAUGAACUGCAGCAUUUGAAAAACACAGAAUACAACAUAAGCACAAGAAAAACAAUUGCUGAAAAUGUGUACAGGCUGAAGGCUUUGCUCUUGGAUAUUGGAUUUAACUUAGUCUAUAGCUGCGAUGAGACCAGCAGCUUGUACUUCUGCCUACAGGAUGCAGGGAUUCCAGUGAGCUAUGUGACCCCAGAAGAUGUACGCAACUUCCUUCUGACAUUUUCAUCCCCAGACUCAACCUGCCAGGUGGGAAAGCUGCCCUGUCGGCUUCAACAAUCCAAUUUCAAACUUUUCCACAGCCUCAAACUUCUAGUUGACUAUUGCUUCAAGGAUGUUGAGGAAAAUGAAAUCAGAAUAGAGGGGCUACCCCUGCUGAUAACAAUGGACAACAUGCUGCAGGUUUUUGAAUCGAAACGACCAAAGUUUUUAACAACACACCAUGAGCUCAUUUCUUCCAGAAAAGAGCAGUUCAUGAACACAAUGUACAUGAGAUAUACCAGCGUUCUCAUGAAAUACAAUGUGGCAAAAGUCUUUGACAUCAGCAGUUUUGGGGAAUUGCUGGGAGCCGUCCUGCCUCGUGAGUAUCGAACAAGAACGUCUGUGAAGUGGCGAGACAACUAUGCCAGUGAAUCCUGGCUGAAAAGUGUAUGGCACUUCAUCAGUGAAAAUAUUGGCAUCAGAGAUGAUCAGACAGACAUGAAACCUAAAUUUGAAACUGUUCUGGACAUUUUGAAGGACUGGGCUUUGCUACCUGGGAUCAAAUUUAUGGUGUCCACCAAUAAGCUUGUGGUACCUGAGUAUGAUGUUCUGUUGCCUUUAAGUUUGAUCCAUGUAGCAAUAUUUCCAAAUGCCCAGAAUGACAAAGUCUUUCACACUCUCAUGAAAGGAGGAUGUAUUCAGCUGGCAGUGAACAAAAUCUGCUCCAAGGAGAAUCCUGUGGUGCCACUUUUGGCACAACAUACAGCAAACAUAGAAAAUCCCUCUAGCAUCCUGAAAGCUUUGGAGUACAUGAUUCAGACAUCUGCCUUCAAAACAAGUGGCUUGACUGACAAAGACUUUGAAGCACUUCUUUUGUACUUCAACUGCAAUUUAAUAAACUUGUCACCAGAGGAUGUACAGAGUCUGAAAUUGCUCCCAUGUUACAAAUCAGUUAGUGGUAGAUUCAUCAGUGUCUCCAACUUUGGGGCCUGCUAUGUCCUCACAAAAAGCAUCCCAUCCGCAGAUAUGGAAAAAUGGGCACACACAACAUCCUCUGCUUUUCUGGUUGAUAACCCACAAUUGAGGGAACUCCAUAGUUUCCUUGGGUGUAUACCCAUUGAUGAUUUAGAAGUCUACUUGAAGCAUCUCCUGCCAAAGUUUGACAGCUUGUCCCAUGAUGCAAAAAUUGAGCAUCUGAUAUACCUGAAAGAAAGACUUCUGAGCAUGGAGGAGCCUUGUGGGAUUAAAGACCAGUUGUAUGAAAAACUGGAAAGUCUGUCAUUCAUAUAUGACUCAACAAACAGACUGAAAUCAGCAAAAGCAUUCUAUGAUCAAACUGUGAAGGUUUUUGAGGUAAUGCUUCCUGCAAAAUCCUUUAUACCCACUGAUUUCUUCAAGAAAAUUGAACAAGCAUCAAAGCCAAAGAAUGGGACAUCAUUUCUUCCCUCGUGGAUCACAUUUCUUAGGAACAUUGGAUUGAAGUAUGUUGUUUCCCAACAGCAGGUACUGCAGUUUGCAAAAGAGAUCAGCAUCAAGGCUCAGACUGAGAACUGGAAUAAAGAAAAAACACAAACCAUGGUUGAUGUUCUCCUCGUUCACAUUUUCAAUGAAAGAACUGAUCUUUUUGGGGGCACCUUUCUCAAAGAAUUGUCGAUGAUACCAUUUUUGUGCCCAGAACGUGCUCCUGCUGAACUUGUUAAGCUUCAUGCUCAACACCAAGAGAUGAGUGGCACUCUCCCUCUAAUUCGCUUCAAUGGGUCUCAGGUAAACCCGAAGUUCAAGCAAACUGAUAUAAUCCAACUGCUCUGGACAUCUUGCCCCAUUCUUCCAGAAAAAGCCACUCCAGCUAGCAUAAAAGACCAAGAAGGCAGUACGCAUGUGGGCCAAGAGCAACUUGAUCUAGUUUUGACUAUGUUAAAUGUCAACUUGGAUCCACCAUUGGAUAAAGUGAUAAGCAACUGCAAGAAUAUCUGUAAUAUAUCAAACCUAGAUGAUGACGUGGUGAAAACAAGAAACAAAGUCCUCAGAUGCACUUAUGAGUUUUUAAAUGCAGAUAAGAGGGAGUUUAGAUUUCAGCUACGAGGCGUAUCUUUUGUCAUGGUUGAGGAGGGAUGGAAACUUCUAAAACCAGAGGAAGUCGUUAUAAAUCUAGACCAUGAAUCAGAUUUCAAGCCCUACCUGUACAAACUUCCUUUAGAACUUGGCACGUUUCAUCAGCUGUUUAAACUUCUGGGGACUGAAGACAUCGUAUCAACAAAACAAUAUUUGGAAGUCCUUUACCGCAUUUACAGAAAUUCAGAAGGUAAGCAGCUCGACCCAAAUGAAAUGAGGACAGUGAAGAGAGCUGUUUCAGGACUAUUUAAAAGUCUUCAAAACGAUCCAGUGCAGGUUCGCAAAGACUUGGAAAGCCUCAGAGAUUUGACUUUUUAUCUGCCUAGCCAUGAUGGCAGACUAGCGAAAUCAACUGUUUUAGUUUUUGAUGAUGCCCCGCACUAUAAAAGCAGAAUCCAGGGUAAUGUUGGGGUACAAAUGCUUGUAGACAUGAGUCAGUGUUACCUUGGUAAAGACCAUGCUUUCCAUACCAAACUAAUUAUGUUGCUACCCCAGAAGCUUCGACCCAGACUUCUGAGUAGCAUUUUAGAGGAACAGCUGGAUGAAGAGUGUCCAAAAAUGUGCCAGUUUGGAGCUCUUUGUUCUCUUCAGGGUCGUCUGCAGUUGCUUCUGUCCUCAGAACAGUUUAUCACAGGGCUAAUUCGCAUAAUGAAGCAUGAAAAUGACAAUGCAUUCCUAGUGAAUGAGGAAAAAGCCAUUCGCUUAUGCAAGGCUCUUUGUGAGGGUUUAAAAGUUUCUUGCUUUGAAAAAUUGCAGACAACACUGCGUGUGAAAGGUAGCAGCCCUAUUCCAAACAGCAAAAGUGAAACUUUGGCCUUUCUAAAAAGAUAUGGCACAGCAGUGAUCCAUCUCUACAUUCAGCACUCUGACAGCAAAGACAUCAACUUCCUGUUAGCACUGGCUAUGACACUUAAAUCUGCAACCGACAAUUUAAUAUCUGACACCUCAUAUCUCAUUGCUAUGCUGGGGUGCAAUGACAUCUAUCGCAUCACAGAGAAGCUGGACAACCUGGGUGUCAAGUAUGACUCCACUGAACCCUCAAAACUUGAGCUUCCUCUUCCAGGAACACCUAUACCUGCAGAAAUACACCAUAUUCUACUCAUGGAUCCCAUGAAUGUGUUUUACCCCGGAGAGUAUGUGGGAUACCUUGUUGAUUCUGAGGGAGGAGACAUGUAUGGCUCCUACCAACCAACCUAUACCUAUGCCAUCAUAGUUCAAGAGGUGGAAAGAGAAGAGGAAGAUAACUCAAGUUUCCUGGGGAAAUGCUUCCAGAUUGAUAUUGGAUACAGUGAAUACAAAAUUGUGAGUUCCCUUGAUUUGUAUAAAUUCUCCAGACAAGAUGAAAGCACUCACAUCCGAGACAGUGCCCCAUCCACACCUACAAGCCCCUCAGAAUGUCCUCCUUCCAGUCCACGAUUAGGACCUCAUCUUUUUCCUGGAAAGGAUAAUCAUAGAGCUCUACCUUCGAAGCAAUGCCCCAAAAAUUUAAGAGUGAGUGCAUUACCAGAAAUACUGAAAGAAGUGACCUUAGUGAUAGAGCAAGCUUGGAAACUGCCAGAAUCUGAACGAAAGAAGAUUAUAAGGAGACUCUACCUGAAGUGGCAUCCAGACAAAAAUGCAGAUAAUCUGGAAAUAGCUACUGAAGUCUUUAAGCACUUGCAGAAUGAGAUUAGCAGAAUGGAGAAGCAGUCCCUGGCAGAACAGACUGCAGACCGAGCAUCCAGGAGGCCUUUCUCGACGUCUUCCACUCGCUUCCAGUCUGAAAAGUUUUCAUUCCAAAGGUUCUACACGUCGUGGAACCAGGAAGCUACAAGCCAUAAAUCUGAGAGGCAGCAGUUCCGGGAGCAGUACCCAACCUUUGCGGGCUCAUCGCAUUCUAACCGUUAUUUUGUGCCGCCAUCCUUCAAAUCCGUGGGGAACCCUGUGGAGGCGCGGAGGUGGCUAAGGCAAGCAAGGGCCAACUUCUCUGCAGCAAGGAACGACCUCCACAAAAACGCCAACGAGUGGGUGUGCUUCAAGUGCUACCUGGCGACUAAGUUAGCUUUGAUAGCAGCGGACUACGCCGUCCGAGGGAAGUCCGACAAGGACGUGAAACCCACGGCCCUGGCGCAGAAGGUGGAGGAGUACAGCUCGCAGCUUGCAGGGCUCGCUAAGGAUGUGCAGAUUCUGGAGGGUUACGGUGUGGACAGUUUGAGAACUCGCUAUCCCGACCUCCUGCCUUUCCCCCAGAUCCCCAAUGACAGAUACACAUCCGAGGUGGCUAUGAGAGUGAUGGAAUGCACAGCACGUAUCAUCAUAAAACUCGAGACUUUUGUGCAACAAAAAAUAUAACUCAUUUUCCUGUAAAUGUAACUGUCCAAUUAAAUACGACCGUGUGCAUAGAUUCCCUAGCCAAUAGAAACCUAGCGGCUGUGUGCAAUGUUGAUAAAUAUAUCGUCGUGUCAAGGCAAAAACAUGUAUACAGCUGGCAGCUUAGAUAUGCAGUAUUGAUAUUGGUACAGUAUUUAAGUAUAUGGCUGCUUCAUGUGAAACGAAGCUGUCUGAACCUGACAAUGAGUUACUGAGACUUUACCUUUUAAAAAUCACAGUUAAUCUUCUAGUUAGAUCGCUGUACAUACGAGAAGCCCAGCAAUACUUUUUUUAAACCAAAGUCCCAUGAUAUAUUUUUUCCUCUUGAAUAUAAAUAUAAAUAUGCUGCUUUUUUUACUUUCAAAUUUUAUAAAAAUGCAUUUUCCUGUCAUAAAACAUCGGUCGUCUGUAGAUUUCUUACCAUCAAAAGGCAGGAAUUGUAUUGGCAGGACAUGAAUACAAACCAACUGAAUAAAUAUGUUGUUUUUUUAUAUAUAGGUUGGUUUCUGUUGUUUUACUUGUUUUGGUUCUAAGGGUCUUGAUAUGUUGUAAUGUCUGUGUACCAUAUUUUAUCACUUGUAAAUGAAUCAGAUAAAGCACUUUCUCAAAACACUUUUUUUGCACUUGCACUCCUGUGUCUCAAGUCUGGGAGAAUUUGCGUAUGAAACACAGUUAUGAAUGUCACAAGGUUACUCAUAUACUGUUUAUUUUUAAUUUUCAUUGUUCAUUUGUUACAAGUUUGUUGACCUUCUGGCAUCCAGCUUACUUGUUUCUUUGUCGCCCGGGAAAUGUAUUUCUUCAGUGUCGUCUCUACUGGAGCACAAUCGCAUAAUACUAAAUAAUAUACUGUAACUUUAUACCAUAGUCUCGCAUACGUCUCUGUGAGAACGAGCGAUCUUUGAGUGCUCACAUUGGGAUAUUAUGCUAAAACCAGAUGACCAAAUUAAGUGGGAAAUAGAUUGUUUAUGCAAAAUGUUAGCAGGUUUGUGUAGUUUGGGGUAGAUCUAUCUUGGCCUGUGAAACAAACUGGAAUACAGUAUUUCAUCUUUUCUACAAUGCAGCAUCCUAUGCUGUGUUUAAGCUGAUUCUUAAGUUCUGCUGCAAUCUUCGUCAUUAUAAUCAAACAUGCAGGUUAUCUGACAUACACAUAUGGUGCUCAUUUUGAACCGACUGUCCUUAUUGUUGUAUUUUAAUUUAGUACAUUUUCAAUGAAUGUUUAUUGGGACUACAAUAUUAAACACUGGCAAUGAAGUGGGCUGUUA